AUGAAGACGUCGCUGGCUGAAACGCCGUUCCACAUCCCCCUCGCCGCGCAAAAUCAAAUGAGCGACCAUUUUGUCGAGCCCAUCCUUGCCGACACCCCAGUCCCCACGGAGCUUACGCUUCGGACCGACUCGAAGCCGACGGCGCGGAUCGAGCUGCGCGUGUUGGUCGACCGGGGCGCCAUCCUGGGGCUGGACCGGCCGGCUGGCACCGUCUCGGGGCAGCACAAAGAUCUGGCGCAUCGGCUCGAGACGGCGCGCGACGAGCUCGUCGCGUUCAAGCACGUCGCCACGUCCAUCAAGGGCAAGUUCUCCAACCCGCCCAAGGCCGCCCAGUUCAAGGCCUGGGACUCGCAGCUUGCCGAGCUCAUCAAUGUCCUGCCUGAAGUGACGCGCUGGGACGUCCAGGUCGCGCGCGACGCCGAUCUCCUCCGCCGCACGCCAGCAAGCUACAUCGAGUUUGCCAACUACCACAACGCGCUGGUCAAGGUAGUGAGAAGGGACGCCUAUGUGUCAGUGUUCGUUGCAAGGUUUGAAGCAUGGAUCAAGAGCGUCGAUCAUGCAGUCAAGGCUCUCAGUAGCAAGACGAUCGCUGCAAAGGCCGAAGAGGCGCUCAGGACCGUGCUUGCGCUCAGGGCCCUCGUCGGCCAGCUCUGGCCCUUCAGCGGCAAGCUCAAGGUCGAGGUGGACACGAGCGACCACGAGAAUUAG
Messenger RNA from Vanrija pseudolonga, 708 nucleotides. RefSeq lists its product as uncharacterized. The transcript has 2 exons. The record is from RefSeq and is a predicted model, not a curated record. The coding region runs from base 1 to 708 and encodes 235 amino acids. Lineage: Eukaryota; Fungi; Basidiomycota; Tremellomycetes; Trichosporonales; Trichosporonaceae.